Molecule: messenger RNA, 1740 nt
Organism: Drosophila arizonae
Lineage: Eukaryota; Metazoa; Arthropoda; Insecta; Diptera; Drosophilidae
Product: bleomycin hydrolase
Biological process (GO): L-homocysteine catabolic process; response to toxic substance; proteolysis
Cellular component (GO): cytoplasm
Molecular function (GO): cysteine-type aminopeptidase activity
Source: RefSeq, a predicted model, not a curated record
GGAUUCUGUUUCGUGUUUCGGGCCAAAGCCAAACAUUAUCAUUUUCAUUUUCCUCAUCAAUAAAUAAAAAUAGCAACUAAAUAGAGCAAAAUUAACAGUACAUAAUAGUUGCUUGCACUGUACACAUUACCAAAACGUGAAAUAAAUUAAAAUAAAAAGUGUAAAGUGCAGUUAAGAUUGCAGCCGAGUCAAGCGCCAACCAAUUAUCAACGUUAAAAAGAAAAAAAAAAAAUCUCCCACAAUGUCUAACGAUAUUAUCCAAGGUGGCGGCAAUGGCAGCAACAACAACGCCAGCGACGGCAAGAUGUUCGGGUCAAAGGAUGAUGGGAACCAGAGUGCCAUUACGCCGGACCUGUUGAGCAAGUGGCGCGAGAAUUUCUACAGCGAACCCAAGAAUCUGCUUGCCCAGAACGUUUGCUCCCGUGUCGAUCCGUUCGAUGUGUGCCUGUCCCGCAAGACGCUGGAGACGACCAAUCAUGUGUUCAACUAUAAGGUGGAAACGGAGGGCAAACCGGUUACCAAUCAGCGCAGCUCCGGUCGCUGCUGGCUGUUUGCCGCCCUUAAUUGUAUACGCCUGCCCUUCAUGAAGAGCUACAAUCUGGAUGAGUUCGAGUUCUCGCAGGCGUUCCUCUUCUACUGGGACAAAAUCGAGCGUUGCAACUAUUUCCUCAACAACAUCGUGAAGACGGCAAAGCGCGGCGAAAAAGUCGACGGCCGUUUGGUGUCGUUCCUGUUGCUCGACCCAACCUCUGAUGGAGGCCAGUGGCACAUGCUGGUCAAUCUGAUAACCAAACAUGGUCUCAUGCCAAAGAAAUGCUUUCCGGAGAGCUUUAGCUGCGAGUCCAGCAUACGAAUGAAUGCCAUACUGAAGAGCAAGCUGCGCGAAUAUGCGAGGCACUUGCGUGUUCUGUUGGAGAAGCAGCCCAGUGAUGAGGAGAUCACCUGCAAGAUUCAAGAGCAAAUGUCGGAGAUCUACAAGGUGGUUGGCAUUUGCCUGGGCAUUCCCUCCGAGACGUUCACCUGGGAGUACUAUGAUAAGUCGAAGAACUAUCAGUCCAUUGGACCCAUCAGUUCGCUGGAGUUUUAUGAGCGCUAUGUGAAGCCGCAUUUCAAUGUCGAGGACAAGGUGUGCCUGGUCACUGAUCCACGUCCAACGAGCAGCUACGACCAGGUCUAUACGGUCGAUUGUCUGGGCAAUGUUGUCGGCGGUCGUCCGGUGCUCUACAACAAUCAAAAUGUCGAUCUCCUAUUGGCCAUGGUAACCAAAUCGCUGAAGGCUGGAGAAGCCGUCUGGUUUGGUUGCGAGGUUAGCAAGCGUUUCGCCUCCAAGCAAGGUAUCGAGGAUGUUGAUGUCCACGAUUUCAAGCUGGUCUUCGACAUUGACAUACAAACAACAUUUUCGAAGGCGGAUCGUCUCAUCUAUGGUGAAUCGGCCAUGACCCACGCCAUGGUAUUCACAGCCGUCUCUGUGGAUAAAAAUGGCGUUGCUCAAAAGUUGCGCGUGGAGAACUCCUGGGGCGAGGAUCGUGGCGAGAAGGGCUAUCUGGUCAUGUGCGCCGAUUGGUUUAGGGAGUUCGGCUUCGAGGUGGUCGUCGAUAAGAAAUAUGUGCCCGAAGAUGUGAUGCGCGUAUUCGACAUGGAUCCCAUUGUGCUGCCCGCCUGGGAUCCCAUGGGCACAUUGGCGCAAUAAGUCGCAUGGAAUGAAGCUUUAGAGGGGGACAAGCAUGGAAAUAAUAACAA